Phragmites australis (common reed) is the source of this 1608-nucleotide messenger RNA. Its product is annotated as transcription factor MYB101-like. The transcript has 3 exons. The record is from RefSeq and is a predicted model, not a curated record. The coding region runs from base 61 to 1437 and encodes 458 amino acids. NCBI's taxonomy places the organism in Eukaryota, Viridiplantae, Streptophyta, Magnoliopsida, Poales, Poaceae. Gene Ontology annotation, molecular function: catalytic activity.
AACACAACCGCGCCUCUGCCUCUCUCCCUCCUCGAUCCUUCUCUGGCCGUGCCGACGCUGAUGAAGAACAAUUCCGGCGCGGCGCCGACAUCACCCGAGGAGGAGAAGCUGGCGGUGGCUGCAGCGGAGGGUCAUAUGGAAGAGGCGGAGCAGGAGGAGGCAGCACCUGUGGUGCUUAAGAAGGGGCCGUGGACGACGGCGGAGGACACCAUGCUGAUGGAUCACGUCAGGCGGCACGGCGAGGGGAACUGGAACGCGGUGCAGAGGAUGACCGGGCUGCUGCGCUGCGGCAAGAGCUGCCGCCUGCGUUGGACCAACCACCUCCGCCCAAACCUCAAGAAGGGAUCCUUCUCCCCCGACGAGGAGCUCAUCAUCGCCCAGCUCCACGCGCAGCUCGGCAACAAGUGGGCGCGCAUGGCUGCCCAUCUGCCGGGGAGGACGGACAACGAGAUCAAGAACUACUGGAACACGAGGACGAAGCGGCGGCAGCGCGCGGGCCUGCCGGUAUACCCGCCGGAGGUGCAGCUCCAGCUCGCCCUCUCCAAGCGCUGCCGCUACGACGAAUUCUUGCCGUUGGCAUCCCCGCGGCUAUCGGAGACCAAUGUCCAGAUGCUAGACACCGGCAACGCCUCCUCUGCUGGGUACACAACCUCCCGGCCGCCGCCGCUUGACCUGGCUCGGCAGCUCUCUGCGACGAACCAGACGUUGCAGUUCCUUUCCCCACCGCCCAUCUCGGCGCCGUCGUCCCCGUGGGCGAAGCAGUUCGCCCUGAACGCGCACUAUCUCCAGUUCGCGCACUCGUCGCCCGUGUCCCCAUCGACGCCGACCGGGUCGCUGCACCCAGUCACGCCGGACCUGUCCCUCAGCUACGGCGUGCGCAGCACUGAGCAAAGCAGACUCCCGCCGCUCUCGACGUCCCCUGGCCCCAGAGUGGAGCUCCCUUCAAACCAAUUCGGCCAGGCGAUGCCACCGUCCUCAGCCUCCGCCGCUGCCGCCAGCGGCUGCUUAGGCGGACGAGGGCUCCAGGAUCAGCCGAACGCGGCGAGCUUUGAGAAGAUGCUCCAGGAGCUGCAUGACGCCAUCAAGGUUGAUCCGCCGGAGCUGGCCCGGGCGAACGGAGAUGCGGAUCGCCCCGGCGGCGCUGUCCUGGAGCGUAAUGGCGGCAUAGAGAACAAAUCGGGAGGUCAGCUCAAGGACGACGACAUGGAUACGCUGUUCGACCUGAUGAUCCCGACGCUCAACGCACUGGAGACCGCACCGCCGGCCGCUGCACCCAACCACUCCAGCUCGACCUCCCAGCACAGCAGCGACGACCAGGACCCGUCCAACGUCGACCUCAGCGUCGACCUGCCGGUCGCCGGCGGCGCCACCUCGUCGGACCAGGACUGGAGCCUCGACGGCGUCUGCCAGUGGAGCAACAUGUCAAGGAUCUGCUGAUCGCUGCAACUGCAGGAUCGACGCAGUGUUUUAAGACAAGACACCCGAUGAUUCGAAGAAUUGAUUAAGGAGACCCUCUUUUUCUGAUUCUUUCUUGAUGUUGUCAGAUGUCAGGCACAUGGUGGUGCUAAUGUUACAUCGUGCACAAAUCUGCUUAUGUUCUGUUCUUGA